Molecule: messenger RNA, 1640 nt
Organism: Anopheles stephensi (Asian malaria mosquito)
Lineage: Eukaryota; Metazoa; Arthropoda; Insecta; Diptera; Culicidae
Product: chromobox protein homolog 1-like
Exons: 2
Coding region: 281-901 (206 amino acids)
Biological process (GO): negative regulation of transcription by RNA polymerase II; chromatin organization
Cellular component (GO): nucleus; pericentric heterochromatin
Molecular function (GO): chromatin binding
Source: RefSeq, a predicted model, not a curated record
ACUGCAGCGCUUCAUCGUGUCGUGAUCCCAACACUUGAGCCCCGCCGAUGUAAACGUGCCGCAUUUCUGCAUUAUUCGCGGCAAAGAAACGCCAUCACAAUACCACAGAAACUCAAAGCGUCGCUUCUGCUGAAUCGUUGUGAAAACGCAGCAGAAAACGGGCAAGUCGCUCAACAUUCGUGUUACAACAGUUGUGUGUUUCGGCAGUAUUAUCUGAAGCUCAAUUCAACGAACAACCGUCAGCACACCACGACCGUGUACUAAAACGUCGAAAAGAACCAUGGGUCGCACGAAGGAACCGAAAAAUACGAACGGAAACAGCGAUGACAGCGACACGGAGGAGGAGUACGUUGUGGAGAAGAUUGUGGACCGCCGGGAGCGCAAGGGUAAGGUGGAAUACCUGCUGAAAUGGAAGGGGUACGACUCGAGCAGCAACUCGUGGGAGCCGCGUGAAAAUCUCGACUGCCCGGAGCUGAUCAAAGCGUUCGAACAGUCGCGCACCGAUGCGAACAAAAAGGAGUCCAGCAAAAAGCGAACGGCGGGCAAGAAAAAGCGAACCGGCGGCGAUUCGGACGAUGCCGACGGUUCGGAUGAUGAAGGUGCGCGGGACGGUGACGGUGCGUCGACGAAAUCAUCCAGCAAAACCCGAUCGAAUGACGAUGACGCGCGGUCGGCCGAUGCGGAGCAGGUCGAGGAGAUGAACGGGUUCGAGAAAGGUUACAUCCCGGAGAAGAUUCUCGGCGCAACGGAGGGUGACAAGGAGCUGCUGUUCUUGAUUCAAUGGAAGGACAAGGAUCGGGCGCAGCUGGUCAAGUCGAAGGACGCGCGGAAGCAUUGCCCACAGCUUGUAAUAGACUUUUACGAGGAGCGCCUGAUCUGGCAGUCGGUCGACACAUCGUAAGGCCUUCGGUCCGGCCGUUCCGCAAUGCGCGAUUCACGACCAGAUUGGCCGGAUGCGGUCGUCUGCAAGUUGGUUGGUGUGGAGUUUUAGUUAAUAGGAGUCUUUGACUACGUCUUUUCUCCCCCCCCCCCCCCUUCCUUACUUUAUCUCAUUUCUAUUACUUUGCGACCAAUAACAAAUAUGUUGGCAAAUUAUAAUACUUGAAUUAUCAGAAAUACAUGUAACAUUAGUUCCGUUGAUAGUAGGCGCGUUUUACUGUGCGACCGGGAAGAAGUGGACGAGCCCGACCCGGAAAUCUGAGCGAGCUAUAGGAGGUACAUUUAACAAUGGUUUUUAUUUGCCAUCUUAAAUUUAGACUUCGGUUUAGAAGUAAUUACAGUGAACGAUACACACACACACAAACAACGGUACACAUGCUCUCUACACACAUGGUAAUGAAUUCCAAUCGGUUUGCCGCAUAUAUCUUCAAACAGUUCUCUCUAACUUCGGUCUGGAAUUUUCAUCUAGCGCUCGGGGAAAUGUAUAUUCGCGUUCGAACAACAAAGAAGUCGCCUGUCUUGAGGCAGCCAUACUGCAAAAACAUGUUCCAAUGUGUACUGUGUUGAGAUGAUUUCGAGCAACUAAAAUAAAAUCCAAAUCAUUCUCAUACAUUGCAUAACCGAGGAACAAACUAAUUAGAAAAAAAUUAAGGUAAUAAUUAGUGAAGCAAACCAGCAUGUUGCGAACAAAAAGAAACGAA